AACAAGAACGUUUAUUAAUGCAAGGUUAAACAUUGCUCAAUCUCUUUAGUUAUUUUGCUAGUUGUUGUUAUCCUUGAUUAAGUGUGUGAUAUUAAAUGACACGAGAGGCAAAACAGGCCCAUGCUCCACUAAAGUGCAUAAACUGUGGUCUGUGAUACAGCACUAACGCUCGUGGAUUUUAUGUUGUUCUUCAUCUAGUAUAUAUCAGUUAUAUUUGAAUACUAUGUGAGAUUGUGUUGUUAUCCCCUCGUCAUGUUAACAGUGUGGUCCUAUUUACCCGUAUUAUUGGCACCGUUCCUGUUCAAGCGUUCAAGGACUUUCCCGAGCGAACCCUCUGUAAAAUGAGUGCUUACCCCGGCAAAACACCGUGACACAGCAAGCUGUCCCCGCAUUACCUCUGAACCCAAGAGAGUACCUGACUCGAGAGGAAAGCGCUGUAAUUGUACUUAAAAAGGGAAAGUGUAUGUUGUUAUGAAGCGCCUACUGUAGCAACCGCCGCCUCGGCUCGGACUGAUCAUCAUUGGGAACAGACAGCAAACAUCAUAUCGUGGAUUCUCAACUCGGGCGGGUGAGAGCAAUUCCCACCCACGGUCGGGUUUAUGGAUAGUACACUACUAAAUGAUUGACUUUAGCACACGGUGGGACUGAAUAAAGCAUAUAAAACUGAUUGCCCCAAUAGCUGACGCCCGAAAAAAACUGUUCAUUUGCACUUUGACAAAAGUUGGGACGCUUUUAUUUCUUUGACGAUUGUUGAGGGACGCCUACGCGUCUCCGAUAAUUCUCCGACGACCAUUUGAUUAUUUUUGCUCACACAGACGUGCGCAGCUUCUUCACGUCUGUCUGACUGAAACUUUUUCAAGGGAACACUUUGCCUGGAAGGGGAUUUUGCCGAUUAACUUGUUGCGGUGAGUCUCGUUUAAACCCUAACGGCCUGUGUGUACUGGACUGUCUGUUUGAUGACUAUGGAGGUUCCGAUCGGGUUAGGGGAGGUUUACGAAUCCCCAGACGCAGCUUCUCACGGUCCUUACCAAAGUGUUUUUCAAAGCGUACGCGUUGUGCGAGCGAACAACACCUCCGUCUCGGAGAGUUUGGACAUUUCGAGCACAAAAAAGUGCGGCUGCUUGCACGAUAAAGCGGCGAGGGAAAUGCGUUUGAGCAAGUUGUCUCCCAGCCCCGAGAAAGAGUGCGAGAGUGCGAGUUCACUGAUGGAGGAAGAGGCGAGCCGUUACCAUUUUCUCAAGAGUUCAACAGGAAGCAAAAGCGCCCAGUCCCUGUCAUCUGGCGGCUGUGCAGACACGGGUUUGCAUUGGAGCGCCGAAUCAGGACGGAAAUGCAGCGGUGCCGCUGAAGUUCACACACGCGAGUUGGGUUUGAGGCGUGACGCAAGUGUGGCGAGUAGUCGCGCGUGUAGCAGCACCAUCUCUGAGACAGCGCGAGAGCUGUGCAAAGCCGUGUCCGUGUCUUUGGGGUUGGCCAUGGAGUCCAGCGAACUGGGCGAGGUGGGACAGCACCAUGCGCCGCCACCGUCCCUGACCAACGAAAGUAGUAGUGAAGAAUUCUAUUUGUUUGGAAUGCCUUUGCUAGACUGUUCAGUGAGUAAACGGGAAACAGGAGGAAUGGACAGGGAGUAUGCACUCGCGGCGGGACGAGACAGAGGUUGCGAGCUGCAGGGCAGGGAUAAACUGUUCGGGAUGUUUAAAAGUGCCAACCUGGAGCAUCUACCAGGUGAGGUGACGACCUUUCAGUGCAGCAACCCGUCUCAUACGCACUUGCGCGCGGAUGUGCAAGAGGCGCCUGAGUUCGCCAGCAUGUCCGGGGACAUUGCCAACCUGAGUUCUGAAGGUUUAUCAGCAACGACAGCUCCGGAUAUGGACGCAACACGGGCAGCUUCGUGCCAGUUCGAACAACUUUUGCCAGCGCACACGACCCACUAUGUCCACCCGGUACCUUUGCCUUCAGAGCUUGAUAACGGGCCGUGCCAGAGCUUUGUGAAGUUCGCAGCGAUGUCCGGUGAGGAGAGAUACUCCGAUUACCUGAAUAUGCACAACGUCAAAAUAAAGGCUGAGAUGAUGCCCCGUGAACUGAACGAGACCAGGACGUACUCGCAUAGGUACAACGAGGACAGUAACGGAUACUACGGGCCUCCCAAGCAGAGAAAUCCUUACACUACUGGACACGAAACACCAUUUAUCUGUAACCCCUACGAGUACGCGCGCGGCGGGACUCUGAGACCGCAGGAACGACCUCCGCCCGAACAGUGGUACCCGGGCGGGAUGUUGACCCGUCCGCCAUACCCUAACGUGCCCUGCGUGAAAAACGAGGUGGGCGAAUGGCUGGAUGUUACAUCAUUAACGGACGGCAGGUUUGAUGGAGGAAGGAGUGACAUUUUCCCAGUGGAGUUUUUCCUUCCACCACAAAGGACAUGCCUAAUCUGCUCUGAUGAAGCAUCUGGAUGUCACUAUGGAGCACUCACUUGUGGAAGCUGCAAAGUCUUCUUUAAAAGAGCUGCUGAGGGGAAGCAGAAGUAUCUCUGUGCUAGCAGGAAUGACUGCACCAUUGAUAAACUGAGGAGGAAGAACUGUCCAUCCUGUCGUCUGAAGAAGUGCUUUGAGGCAGGGAUGACCCUGGGAGCCCGUAAGCUGAGGAAGAUCGGACAGAUGAAAGGUUCAGAGGAGGUUGGUGCCAUUCAGGGCCCGGUGGAGACAAUUCAUCACCUUUCCCCCAAGCCGAGCCUGAUGUUCCACUCUCAACUGAUCUUCCUCAACAUCCUGGAGGCCAUCGAGCCUGAGGUGGUGAACGCCGGCCACGAUCACGCUCAGCCGGACUCUGCGGCUGCUCUCCUCACCAGCCUUAAUGAGCUGGGAGAGAGGCAACUCGUCAAAGUAGUGAAAUGGGCCAAAGGACUUCCAGGUUUCCGUAAUCUGCAUGUGGACGAUCAGAUGACAGUGAUCCAGCACACCUGGAUGGGAGUGAUGGUCUUUGCUCUGGGCUGGAGGUCCUACAAGAACGCCAAUGCACGGAUGCUGUACUUCGCCCCAGACCUGGUCUUCAAUGAUCAUAGGAUGCAUAUCUCCAGCAUGUACGAGCACUGCGUUCAGAUGAAGCACCUCUCGCAGGAGUUUGUGCUGCUGCAGGUUACACAGGAAGAGUUUCUCUGCAUGAAGGCGCUCCUGCUUUUCAGCAUCAUUCCAGUGGAGGGGCUGAAGAGUCAAAAGUAUUUUGAUGAGCUGCGUCUUACCUACAUAAAUGAGCUUGAUCGUUUAAUCAACUACGGCAGAAAGACCAACUGUGGCGUGCGCUUCCAGCAGCUGACCCGACUGAUGGACUCACUGCAGCCAAUUGUUCAGAAGUUGCACCAGUUCACCUUUGACCUCUUUGUCCAGGCUCGGUCCCUGCCCACCAAGGUCAGCUUUCCCGAAAUGAUUGCUGAAAUAAUAUCGGUCCAGGUGCCAAAGAUCCUCGCUGGCCUGGCUAAACCAAUACUGUUUCACAAGUGAUAUGACUAAAACCCUGUACCACCGAUCCAUACCAACCCCACCCAGUCAAUAUGAGCCAGUCAGUUCGGCCUGAUCCAGUCUGAUACAGCCUAAACCAGCCUGCGGACUCGACUCGAGUGACACGACUGAACAAUACUGAAUUUUGGUUUUCCAUUUUUUUGCAUCUCUCUCCCUUUCUAUCUCUGUCUCUGUCACUCCCUCCUUUUGAAAAAUGGUCCUGAAAAAUAGCGGGACCAUUUCAUCAUUACAGUUGUCUAUCUUCUCCUCAGAGAUCAUUUGAGCUCAUUUUCUCAAACUGACAGCAUGGUGUGAAGAAGGUUUUGUUCUUUUGUUCGACCAGCAGUUAUCCUUCAAGAGUUACAGCGUGUUGCCUGGUAGACAAGUUGGGGGAAAAAAUCACGCUGAAGUUUCAUCUGAGUCCUUAAUCUAUAACAACAAAAAAAGAUGUUAGCAGCAUGCAUAUGGAAUUACAUUCAAACAUCACAUAAACUGAGACUUGAUUUUAUGUACUGGAGACCAUUUGGUCUGACUCUUGUUAGUUAACAACACACUACUUAAUAUAGUACUGUACUACAACAAACAGUCUGGUAUUCAGGACAGAAGGACAUCAGCUGACUGGCAAACAGUGUUCCCACUGCUUUAUCAGUUUAUUGAUUGUAAAACAAACGCUUCAUUCAUUUUUUUUAUGAAAUGUGGAGGCUCUUUUUAUCGUGUUUAAAACGGCUUCAGUGAUUUGGGGUUUUCUAAAGAUUGGUGCAAAAGUUACCUUUUUUGUUAAAUUGAACGUCUGUAAAAAUCUGUCAAAGUGGAGUUUGAAUUUUGCUCUUGUUACUAUUUUACUGAGAAUUAAACAUAAGAAACUUCUCAAAGUCAUAACACAAAGAGUUGCCUCCUCUAGACAGCGGACUUUUGUUAAGACAGUGCUCUUUUUUUCAAACCUGGAUAUUUACAGUAAGUACAAGUUUUAGGGUAUAAUGGUGAAAGUUUAAAGACUUGUAUAUAGAACAUAAUUACAGGAAAGCUUGGGUCAGUGUAGACGGUUGAAAUAUAAAUGCAUGCCGUCGUCAUAUUCAUCACGACAAAAAAAACAACAAAUAAUUGCAUGCUAAAUCCCUAGUUAUUCUAACAAACCAAACUGCAUUUCCAGUAAGCUAAAUGGAUAUUGUUAGGAAACGGGAAUGUUUCCCAUAAGGCUCUUAUGAAGUUACUCACUCUCUCUCUCUGUUCUUAAUGGAAGAUUUGGCAAGGCAAUGUUCUUGUAUAUAUAUAUAUGUAAAAGUUAAGCGUGGUUCUUUUCAACCUUUCUAUGUGCUAAUGUAUGAAUGUAGUCAAUAGUUUUACGAUACAGUUUCCUAGUAAAUGCCACCGAUGAAUUUGCAUUUCUCUGUGCUAGCAAUAAGUAAUCAGAUGCUUAACACACUCAUUUAUCAAGCUCUUCUUGGGAUACCAAAACAUGCUUAAAUGGUGCACAGCUUUAAAAAACAAAACCGAUUAAAAAAAAUAUGCUUAGAGAUAUGCUUAUGUGCUAAAAUAGGAUAGUACUGUUACGUUAUCAGAUAAAUAAUCACUAGUACCAAACAUCUUAAAGUCGACAUGAAAUGGAAGUUGUAACCGUCUUUACUUCCGGAUUGUGACGUAUUUCCGAGUAAAACAGCUCAUCGAACAAGAAAAAAAUGUGAGUUUAUCCUUUGGUUGUUGAUUGGAUUGUGAAUUUAUGGGCACUGCGUAUCGGAAUGGAGGCAGAACUGAAUGCAAGUUUGCAGUGGACACACACACCCCAACCACUAUGCUGCUCGAGUUAGAGCCGAUUAUCUGUGAAAUUGAGCAGCAUGAUCAAACUGACAACAUAAGCGCAAAAGCACAUUGCUGUCUUUGCUUACGAAGAGGUUGUAGCCGUUGAAAAAUUAGUGAUUUUAACGUUUUGAAUCACAAUGUACUAAAUAUAAAGGAAAAAAAACACUUACUCGUGUUGUGCAUCCCAAGAUAACUGCAUUCAAAAAUAUAAAUAAACUCCAGAUGCAUCCGAAGCGUUGUAUUCAUUAACGAUCACCUCAGCAAUUGAGGUGUGAAAUGUCUCACUGUUAUUCCUCCUCAUUCAAAAUGUAAAUUCAAGCCAGCUGAACCGUAACCAAGGAAGUUUGGGUUAAGGAACGGUAGUUUUGAAGGAAAACAGAUGGAAAUACACCUUGCCAUCUUCACUAACAUGCGAAUGACGCUUCAUUCAACUCUACACAAGGUUGUGGUAUUUAUAAGAAAGGGGCAGAUUUUAAGCGGACUAAAUGAUUGAAGUCCUGAAUACGUCACCAGAGAGAAGUCUGUCGUUUCACCAAGUUAUUACAUUUUGAUUAAAUAUUACAAGGUAAAAAAACAAAAAAACAAAAACAUAUGCAUGGGUGAAUUGUUCACAAUAAGACCACUAACAUGCUUUUAGAACAUAGGGUGAAUUUUUAUUUCAUGCCGACUUUAAUCGCCAUAGACUGUCGCAAAUUGGCGGCAAGUGGUGCUAAACUCUCGUGCUUAUUCAAGAGGGCUCUAACUGAGAAAAAAGAUUAAACAAAAAUGAUACGUAGCCUAUGUAUUUGUACUUCUUUAUUUAUCUAUCAGAACAGAACAUCUUUACUCUCUUUCCUCAUACAGUAGCUACAGCACUGCGCAUAUUUUCUAGGCAUUGUGUCACCUUUUCUCUCUGUGCUCUCGGUUUCUAAAUGAUUGAAUAAUACCUGCAGCGUUAUGUAUGUAGAUAACUCUUUAAAGAGCCCUGAAUUCUCAGCGAUGUGUUGUCUUUGUCAGGCCUGGCAUGACCUGGGGACUUUUGGCAGAGAAGGGAGUUUUCCAGAAAGUUAAAACGAUGAGAUAUGAUUUCUCGUCGCCGCGGAGCAUGUUGACAGUUUAAAUGUGCCAGGCAAAGAAUAGGCUGUCAGAGACAGCUCCUCUGCUCUGACAGCACCAAGCACCACGCAAUUACACGCAGGUGUUUACCCAUUUAGACGGCCCGAAAGCACUCAUUAGAAUUUGCAGAACUCCAAACGGCACUUUUACCCUGCCAAAAAAAGAGCUCAUGACUUCCACCGCAAAUAUGUGGUGCUUCAGGGCAGAGCCAAACACUUUGAUCAAAAAGUCAUUAAUUAGACGGUAGACUUCAAGAGGAUUUGAUGGCAAUUAUUGACAAACUGCAAGAGAACGCAUGCACUUAAACACAGCUGCCCAGCUUUAGUUUAUAUUCGGUUUCGACAGGGAGGGAUACGCUCUCACUCGUCUGUUUACUGUGGAAAUUUUGUAAUAUGUCGGUUACUACUCGAUGUAUCACCUCGUUUGGCUCAUGUUGCACUCAUGGACUGACUUGUGCUUGGAUUUACAUUGUGACUUUCUUAACACAUCUCUUAUGAUAUAAAAUGUAGAACUUUUGUGGGUGUUGGUUUUCAAUUAAAGUCUUAAAUGGUUUCAGAUCUCUGCUUUAAGAUUUAUCUUACUGUGUGCAGUGUGGUCAGCUAAUAACAAAAGCACAUAUGUGUAUGUUUAUAUGCUCUCUUUAAAUCUGUUCACAGGCUCUGCAUCACCUCCAUUAUAUGUACAAACACAAUCACAAUAUUUCUUUUUUUUUUUCUGACAAAAAGCCACAAGGAUAUUUGUGUAUUCACAUUUGUGAAUGUGAUGUUUU
Molecule: messenger RNA, 7155 nt
Organism: Myxocyprinus asiaticus (Chinese sucker)
Lineage: Eukaryota; Metazoa; Chordata; Actinopteri; Cypriniformes; Catostomidae
Gene: ar
Product: androgen receptor
Exons: 8
Coding region: 957-3497 (846 amino acids)
Biological process (GO): male gonad development; regulation of DNA-templated transcription
Molecular function (GO): sequence-specific DNA binding; DNA-binding transcription factor activity; zinc ion binding
Source: RefSeq, a predicted model, not a curated record